AUGACUUCUCCCAAUAUCGAACUCCUCACAGCAGGUACUCCCAACGGCCAAAAGAUCUCUAUCUUCCUCGAAGAACUCGGCAUCCCCUACAAGACCACUUCGAUUGACCUGUCCAAAGACGAACAAAAGUCUUCUUCUUUCCUCAAAGUCAACCCUAAUGGUCGCAUCCCGGCCAUCAUAGACCACACCCGCAACUCCUAUCCUGUCUUUGAGUCUGGGGCCAUCUUUCUCUAUCUUGCCGAGCACUAUGACACAGAUUUCAAGUUCAGCUUCCAGGACAGUGAUGAGGCGAUGGAAAUGAUACAAUGGCUUUUCUUUCAGAAUGCGGGCGUGGGCCCAAUGCAAGGGCAGGCGAACCACUUCGUGCGAUAUGCACCCGAGAAGAUCGAGUACGGGGUGAAGCGAUAUCAGAACGAAACGAAACGGCUCUAUUCUAUACUCGAAGCUCGCCUUGAAGAUAGAGAUUAUCUAGCAGGCAAGGGUCGUGGCAAGUACAGUAUCGCGGACAUAACAACGUUUACCUGGGUUCGGUGGGCACCAUGGGCAGGUAUUGAGCUAAAGGAGUUUCCGAAAUUGAAAGAGUGGUGUGAAGGGGUGGAGAAGAGGGAUUCUGUGAAAAAGGGCCUUUUGGUGCCGUCGGGUGAAGAUCAGAUCGAGAGAUUAAGGAAGGAUCCGAAUGUACAAGAUCCGUUUAAAGAGUGGGUGCAAAAGGGCCAGAAAGAAGUCGCAGAAAAGCAUGGGAAUUAA
This is a messenger RNA of Alternaria burnsii, 747 nucleotides long. Its product is annotated as glutathione s-transferase. NCBI's taxonomy places the organism in Eukaryota, Fungi, Ascomycota, Dothideomycetes, Pleosporales, Pleosporaceae. The coding region runs from base 1 to 747 and encodes 248 amino acids. The transcript has a single exon. The record is from RefSeq and is a predicted model, not a curated record.